UUCACAAGUAAACUGAUGUCAGCGUAGUGUUGAAAUUUGUGAGAGAUUAGGUUUUAUUGUGCUAAUUUAAGUGAUUCCUCGAACAUUUUCUCACAUUAUAUUCUGAUAUCAAUCUUUUUGGGACGUAAAUCGUCUUAUGUUUAUUCGGUGACACGUAAUUUAGGUGUGUUUCCGAAAUGACAAUGGCGAAUAACAGAAUACCAUCGGGACCCAAUACGCCUGGAAGUCAGCAAACGCCUACACAACAAGGAAUAAAAAUCUUCAUACAAAGGGAUUAUUCUGAAGGGACUGCUGUUAAGUUUCAAACAAGGUUUCCACCUGAGCUAGAAGAUAGAAUAGACAGACAAACAUUUGAAUACACAAUGGAGAGAUUGAAUGAACAUUUUGAAAUGGCGGAGACCGCUGACUGCAGUACAUACUGCGAAGGAUGCCUAGCCUGUCUCACAGCUUACUUCAUUUAUAUUUGCACGGAGACACAUUAUGAAAAGCAUCUUCGAAAAAUAUCGAAGUUUAUAGCGACGCAGAACGAAAGAGUGUACAAUCCUCGAGGAAUACAUAUAACCGAUCCAAUACUUAGAGGUCUAAGAGUCAUAGAAAUCACGGUAAUAGAUUUACCUAACUGCCAAAGCCCCACCGGCAACUCAAAUAACACACAAAUGAGGCAUACUUGACCACCACACGAAAACCGGGAGUUCUUCAUGUAACAAUCAAGGUACUGGUUUUGAACCACUAUUUUUUAAAUCAUCGGUGUUAACUUAGAAUAUCGGGCACAACAAGCAAAACACGCUACAAGUUAUUCCAAGUGUGUUAAGUUUAAGUACACAUGUAAUUAAGUUCACUUGAAGUUAUUCAAUCAAUCUGGCUGUAUAGUUCAGAUGUACAGUGACAUCUGUUGGCGGUAAUCGAUUUACAGAGUUUUAUUCCUUCCUAAACCAAAUUAUCACAAAUAAUGAGGCUUCUAUUGAUAUUUUGAUCAAAAUAUAAACUUACUUGCACUAUUUUACUAGAUAUUUCCAUAUUGAAUUGCUAUUUUUACUGAUUAUUUUAUUUUUAUUGUCAAUUUUAAAGUGGUAUACCUCCAAUGAAUGUAACUGUACACACCUUAAUUUGCCCCAGUCUUUUUCCUUGAGUUAUAAAUUCCUUGGGUGUUGUGAUGAUAAAAAAGUAUUCAGUUAUAGUUAACUUUGUAUUGUAUUGUUUUGUAAUAAAAUUACAGUAUUUGGAAUGGUGAGUUUUCACUGUUAAGCACUAGUACAGUUAGGGAAUCUAGCGGUGUUCAAAAGCUACAAUUGUUUGAAUGUUUAGUACACAUUGAGAUGCCUAAUUUUAGUCCCUUUCCACCCUUUUCUUAAGAGGAAAAUAUGGGAAGGAAAAGUGUAUUUGACAGCGAGGGAAAAUACCCUGUUUAUGUGCGUCUCCUCUUCUGUCAAUUAAGGGCAAAGUAUCUGCAAUUAUGGAUGUCUAUGGGCAGCGGUCGCUUCGCUAUUUCGGCGGAUUCAGGUGACCGCUUGCAUGUUAGCCACCUUAUGUUUAAAAAAAAAAGACGCGGAACAUUAACCAAUAGAAUGGUUUUAAAUGUGUUUGUAUGAAAAAAAUGACGGUAUUAAACAAUAAAUAAAAUGCCUAGUAUCAACUUGGCAUUUUUUUUUAUUAUUCCGAUCGUUUAUGCAACUUAUUGAUAAUUGAUUAUUUGUAAUAGGCGCAGUGUGUUUAUUUAAGAAAAAUUUCGAUAUAAGGGCACCGCAAAAUUCCGCGACUGUACAUUUUUUGUAAGUUUUGUUAAAGGGAAAGAAUAUAUCGUUUUUGUUUGUGUUAAUGUAAUGGAAACCCAAGUUUUAAUACACAUUCCUAAUCGUAAAUCAGUUGUUUAAGGAAAGGAUGUCUUUUGUUAGAGAAAUAUGUUCUCGGGCUACACAAUAUAUUUGACAUUGAAAUUUCCUUUUGUAAUAGUUUGUUUUACUAAUACAUUAAGGGCCUGUCCCAUCACUGGCUGAUAGUCCCAGAUAGUUUCAAAUGACGUCACUGUCAGAUAAUGUAACAAAAUCCGAAAUUUCCUUCACAUUUUACAUGAUUGUUAGAGAAUUUACAAUUUGGUGGGAUAGAGCCUUAAUAUUAUUAAAUAUAGGUAAAUAUUAAGUGAUAAGGAAACAUUUUUAAUGUGACGAAACAUUAAAUUGUGUGUGUUCCUUAAGUAGUUUUGUGGUUUAAAUACCAGUACAAUGAAAGAACUCCUGAGCCAAAUUAUCUUCCAUUAUCAAUGGAAUUUAUUGAUAAAAUGAAAUGUGAUGUUUAAUAUUUUAUAAAGAUAUUUUCAUUCAUUUCGAGUGGAUUAUAAGAUAGGGACCAAUCCCUAAAAUUACAAUUGUCAGAUCCAAAUUUGGGAUUAGGGAUUGGUCCCUAUCUUAUAAUCCACUCCAAAAUAACAAUUGUCAAAUACAAAUUUGACAAUUGUAAUUUUCACGUUAACAAAAUUAAUUAACGCUUUUUUAUUUUUUCCAAACUAUAAAAAGUUUAAAUAUAAAGUUUGAAUAACAAUAACAUUUAUAAACAUAGUUUCCACUUAUUCAGUAUAGACAAGAAUCUUUUUUGUUAUGUGUAUGACAAAAAUAGUCUAUAUCUGUAUAAAAAUUUUUACCAAAUCUUGAUUUUUUAUUUCUCUUGAAUGUGACAUUUCAAAUUCAAGGGAAUAAGAAAUCUUAGCCAAGACAUUAUACAUAAGAUUGCAUUUAACAGUUUAUAGUGCUAGAAAUUUAUCUGGCCCGAUAGAAUGUUCUAGCUCUGUUUCUUUAUAAUAAAACUUGUAUAGAAAAUAACAAAAGAUGUAAUAGCAAAUCCUCGUAACGACCCUCUCUGUUACAGUUUUAACUGUUCAGGAUAAAUUUUAAUUAAUGUUCAAAUUUAAAAUCAAAUGGUUGAUUUUUUUAGUCAAAACUGUUAGAAGUGACUUACUGACAGUCUAAUAGAACUGGUUUAGGGUCCGUUCAGACGGGCCUGAGAUUUUUUAUAAUAAAUUGAAUUUUAUACAAUCAAAAUAAGGUUUACUUUAUUUUGCACCGCUUUUCUUAUGUGUAAAGCUUAGAAAUUCGAAAAGUAUAUAGAGAAGGCAUAUUUGACACUUCACUUGAAACAUUUUUAUAUAAUUUUACUAUCUAUGAUCCUUAUAAUCACAUGUCAAUAUAGUUUAUUGUUAAUAAGUAUCAUAAAAUAAUAUUUUAAUGGCUUAUUUAAAUUUGUAAGCCUGUUUAGUUUAUUUUAUAACAAAAGAUGGAGUUUAUUAUGAUUUUGUAAAUUCUUUAAUUACAUGUCAAUACAAGGACACAAGGUGGUCUUAAGUUGACAGCUGACAGAGAAAAAAAAGAGUUUUUUUUUUUAUUUACUAUGCCUUGUCUAUAUAUUUUUAAUGUCUUUGGUGAAAAAUAAUAUAUAAUUCAAAUGUUAAGCUUAAUUUUAUUUGCAAUAAAAAAUCUAAUCUCUUUGCCUCGGUUAGUGUGAAUGUACCCUUACCGUCAAUGAAUUUUGUAACUUUUUAUAUGAGCAGUGCAAUAUAGUAAUUUUAUUCCAUAUGCCUACCGGGUCAGAUAAAUUUGUCCGAUUAUAAUUAUCCCAUUUACAUAAGGGGUAUAUACAGAGUACGUAAAAAUGUCUGAGUUUAAUUUUUAAGAUUUAAAUUUUUUCUCGCAUAAAGUUUUUGUUGGGUUAGAUUUUAAUUUAAAAUAAUAUGCAUAUAAAUAUUUAUUUGGUUAUAAUUAAAGGCAAAUUAAUUACUUGCCAAGUUUGCUUUAUAUUUUUUUUUAUUUUUUCUUUCUU
Molecule: messenger RNA, 3807 nt
Organism: Papilio polytes (common Mormon)
Lineage: Eukaryota; Metazoa; Arthropoda; Insecta; Lepidoptera; Papilionidae
Product: golgin subfamily A member 7
Exons: 3
Coding region: 177-671 (164 amino acids)
Biological process (GO): protein targeting to membrane; peptidyl-L-cysteine S-palmitoylation
Cellular component (GO): palmitoyltransferase complex
Source: RefSeq, a predicted model, not a curated record